This is a messenger RNA of Apiotrichum porosum, 903 nucleotides long. Its product is annotated as ubiquitinyl hydrolase 1. The record is from RefSeq and is a predicted model, not a curated record. The transcript has 5 exons. Gene Ontology annotation, biological process: ubiquitin-dependent protein catabolic process; protein deubiquitination. NCBI's taxonomy places the organism in Eukaryota, Fungi, Basidiomycota, Tremellomycetes, Trichosporonales, Trichosporonaceae. Gene Ontology annotation, molecular function: cysteine-type deubiquitinase activity. Gene Ontology annotation, cellular component: cytoplasm. The coding region runs from base 1 to 903 and encodes 300 amino acids.
AUGGACCGCGAUCCAGCCAACCCUGCAGUCUGGUUUCCUCUCGAGGCCAACCCUGUCGUCCUGACCACUCUGGCACAGAAGUGGGGCCUCGCUCCACAUAUCCACUUUGAGGACGUGCUCGGUCUCGACCCAGAGACCCUUUCCCUCGUGACUCGACCCGUCCAUGCCGUUGUUGCCUUGUUCCCAGACACGCCUGGCAUCGUUGCAGCGCGCACAGACGAAGGACCAGGCGAGGCCGACGCGGCUGCUGCUGCCCACGUCGCCGUCGUCGUCCCGCCAGCCGUCACUCCCAUCCCACCCAGCCCACUAAGCCAAACCAGCUCCUCGCCACCCCUGCCGUCCCAUGUUUCGCAUCCGUCACCGUUGCGGGGCGCCGAGGACACGUUGACGGCGGAUGUGGGCUUGGCGUCGUCGUCUGCCGCGCCUGUGCAAUCGGCUGGCGCGGGUUCAAGCUCAAGCUCGGCGCCUCGCGUUCCUCUUUGGAUCCCACAGGUCAAUGUCGGACACGCAUGCGGGACGUUUGCAGUCGUGCAUGCCCUCGCAGCGACGGGACUCGCCCCGGGCUUGGACGAGUUUGUGGCACAGUGCCGAGCCCUGCCGCCAUCCAAACGGACAGACCUCUUCCGCUCCUCGUCCCUCAUCCAUGACGCGCACAACUCGGUCGUCGCGGCUGGCCAGUCGACCCCGCGCCCAGAGGACUGGGACGACUGCGACCACUUUAUCGUCUUCGUCCCCUACGACGGGACGCUGUGGGAACUGGACGGCGUCGCGCCCCGACAGGGACCGUUCAAUCGCGGCGUGUGCGAGGACGUGCUGGCGGACACGGCGCGGGUGAUUCGCGACAAGUACCUCCCCGUAGCUGGGGAGAGUAUCCACUUUGCCCUCCUCGCACUCGUGGGGUGA